CAUGUUAGGGAAAAAUUUCCUGACCCGCGUCUCAGCAACGAUGUUAUAAGCCGUCUAGGGAAGAUGAUUACCCGAUGUCGGAAACGGCUUCUGAACUUGGCAAGACACCAAACCAAUCUCCCAAUGAAUUUUAAUGAUACGAGAGUAUCUCUCGCUCAAAAAGCAUCCACAACGCCCAUGUCGGAACCUAAAAGUGAAGAAAAUACGUCGAAGAGCAAGGCUACUACAUUUGAAAUGAAGGGCCUGCCACUAAAUAUGAAAGACUUACCGGCAUCUUCCAUUAUCCCUUCAGACCGUGCAAGCUCUACCGCGGCCAGCGAAGCCAUCCACAUUGACGCCCAAUCAUCUUCAAAGAGUUUCAAGUAUAUCAUCUUAUCCGAAGAAGUGGCUGAAAAUAGAAUAAAAGGCUCCAGCAAAUACAAUAUCGGAUGGAUCUGCGCCACCAGUACUAAAUACGUCGCCGCAAAAGGCCUUCUCGACAAAGAGCAUGAAAGCCUGGAAUAUGGAUCUGCCGACGAUAACAACUUUGACACACUGGGGGAGAUGGAAAAGCACAAAGUGGUGAUCCCUCGGCUGCCGAAGUGGGAGUAUGAGUUUGCGGCUGCAGCCAGUGUCGCACGAGAUAUGGCACGCACCUUUCCCCAUGUCCAAAUUGGCCUGAUGGUUGGUAUUGGUGGUGGUGCACCUAGUAAAAAGCAUGAUAUCCGUAUCUCACCAACAGCAAGUGGUGGUCUUCACAACCAUGUACUGGUGAAGAACAAGUGGGUGGCUCGAAAUGAUACAAAUGUCAUUUGGCUCACUGCUGAGUAUCGAGCGAGUUACUCCGCCGUCUCCUGGGGCAUGCUUAUUUUAGGUCAACUUACUUUCUUGAAAUUGACCUGAAUGUUUCUUUGUGGCCACUAGCUAAAAUUUUCAAAUCAUCUUUCUAAAAAGGAGCAUCUGGGAGGCUUCGGUUCAUAUAUGAUAAGUAAGUUGCCACCAGGGCUUUCCUGCUGCCUUCCCAUUUGUUGUAGUUUGUUAGCGUGAUAUAUUCAGUACAAAAUGCGAAAACUCUAAGUUCC
Molecule: messenger RNA, 1061 nt
Organism: Talaromyces stipitatus ATCC 10500
Lineage: Eukaryota; Fungi; Ascomycota; Eurotiomycetes; Eurotiales; Trichocomaceae
Exons: 3
Coding region: 64-882 (272 amino acids)
Biological process (GO): nucleoside metabolic process
Molecular function (GO): catalytic activity
Source: RefSeq, a predicted model, not a curated record